AUGGAACAAGUUCAGUGCUGGGGGGGGCUAAACAGCAGGAAAGAGAAGAUCUUCAACUCACCAUCAUCGUCAUCGAUGAACUCAUCAGCAUUCAUGAGUGGUAGCUCAUCAACAUGGGAAGAGAAGGCUUUUGCUGAAGAUGCGGCAGGGCAUGGUCCUCUUGGUGGUUGCAUAUGGCCUCCAAGAUCUUACUCUUGCAGUUUUUGUAUGAGAGAGUUCAGGUCAGCUCAAGCCCUAGGCGGUCACAUGAAUGUCCACAGGAGAGACAGAGCUAAACUUAAGCAAUGCCUUAACCAUAAUACUACCGCCACUACACAUGAUCCUCAUCAUGUCCCACACCAUUAUAAUAUCCAUGAUGCACAUGAUCAUCAUCAUGUUCCACAUCAACAUCAUAUCCAUUAUACACAUGACCAUCAUCAUCAUCAUCAACAUCAUCAGCCUAUAGCUUCCACAGUUCACAAUAUUGACCCUAAUAACAUCUCGUCAAUAUCAUAUCCAUUUUCUUCACCUUCUUCUUCUAGGGUUCCCUCGUCUGCAGCUAAUUUACUAGCUGCUCAAAAGGAGAAUUCAGGUACUGAAGAACCAGCUUUUUUUUUCUCUCCUCCUUUUUCAUCUACUACUGCUGCUACUGUAGCUCCAUCUUGGUCAUCAGAUAAUUCAAAACCCGAUGACCAAUUGGAAAAGGAGAAUAUGAUCAGGGAAGAUGACUCCGUAUCACUUCUAGGUAAUUAUGAUCAUGGUGAUUACUAUAAUGUCGAAACCGAUUUGUCGAUGGGCUUGAAUAUCUCGGUUGUUAGCAGAAGUAGAUCACAAGGAGGGUCUUGUGGGGAAGAAGCAAGCAUGAGUUGUAAGAGGCCUAAGACUACAACUAAUGCAGCUAUUUCUUCAUCAUUUCCAUUUUCUCUGCAAUCAGAAAUAGAGGUAGCUGGAGCACUUGUGGCAAGCUCCAUGGAAGAUUUGGAUCUCGAGCUCAGGCUUGGUGACCCUCCAAAGGUGAAAUGAAAGUAUAGUUGGCCUGGCCAAUUGGCAUGCAGUUGUAUUAUUGGCUAGCUAAUCAUCUUGAUCAUAUUAAUUGUUGCAAUGCUUUUUUUUUUUUUUUUUUUUAGGAGAGAAUUAGAAGAAACUGAUCACUUUCAAUUUCCUUUUUCCUUCAUCUUUUUCCAUCUCUUUCUUGGCAAACCCUUAAUUAAGGAUUCAAACUGUGCACAUAUUAAUUGAAUUCAAGAUAAAUUGAUUGCACUUUAUUUUCUUAACUAUCUGCCUUGUCAAUCAAAU
Molecule: messenger RNA, 1275 nt
Organism: Malus domestica (apple)
Lineage: Eukaryota; Viridiplantae; Streptophyta; Magnoliopsida; Rosales; Rosaceae
Product: zinc finger protein 10-like
Source: RefSeq, a predicted model, not a curated record